Molecule: messenger RNA, 1844 nt
Organism: Cercospora beticola
Lineage: Eukaryota; Fungi; Ascomycota; Dothideomycetes; Mycosphaerellales; Mycosphaerellaceae
Source: RefSeq, a predicted model, not a curated record
CAAAGGCCCUUUGCCUCUGCCUGCUUCUGCCGAGUCUCUCUCCUCCUCCGUCGUUGUUGCGCCGCGUGAGUCGCUCCUUUCUCGUGCCCAUCCCGCCCGUCCGCCCACGUCGUAGAAGUUGAAGAAAACUCGAUACAUCUAUUCCCUGCAUUCGAUACGGAUCCAAAUACCCUAAUCCGAUCCGUCCUUCUACGACCAUUUCUGGACGACCAUGUCAUUCUACGACAACAACGAAAGCUCCUGGGCCGCGCCGGGUCGCCAGCCUUCAUGGGAACAGCAAGCACCUCCUUCACGCUCCGCCUCCGGAUCCGCAAUGUCGCAUCAGUCCGACGCCAAUGCAUUCGCGUCGCAAUUCGAAGAGAUUGAGCGGGCAACGGACAAUCUGAUCAAGAGCGGCAAGUGGUUGCCCACGCCAGUGAUGGCCGGGGCAGGAGGGCCGGGGCGGAGGGAGAGCAUGCCAACGCCAGCCCGCCCCUUUGAAUAUGGUGGUGACCCGAGGCUGGGCGGAACCCCAUCACGGCACCAGUCCGUGAGCAGCGAGUUCAGCAAUGAUCGCCCGGGCUCUGCAGGACUGCAAGGCUACUAUGCGGGCCAGAGAUUUCCAGGAAGACAGCCGAGUGAAGCCGAGCAGAUGUUGCAGGCCAAGCGUAGGAUGGCUGCGCAGCGCGAGCGCGAGCUUCGAAAUUACCAUCAGGAGCAGCAGUACAAUAGGAGCGGCAAGCAGCAAGCGCAGGAUCGAUCCCUUAGUCCUGCAACCAUGAGCGAAGAAGAUCGCCGCGAACUGAUCGCUCGUCAACAUCGUGCCUUGUAUGGCGAAGGCUCCAGCCUGUACAACGCAGACGGAACCAGAGCGCCUUCGCAGGAUGCACGCACAUCGAGUGCUGGGCGCGGACCUUCUCCAUUGGCAUUCGAUCCGUUUGGGCAAGCUCAGAGCGGAGCAGAUGGAUCAGUGCAAAUGCCGCCGCGUGAUCGCGCUGAAAGUACUGCAUCUCCUGUCUCGAAUCCACCUGUUCAGCAAUUUGGUUUGCUAAACGAUGCACAACAGAGUAGCCGGACUUCGACUUCCUCGCCCGGCGAGUCGCCACCACUCACUGGUGUAUCCAAAGGCAGCGCAGCCGGCGUUGCUCCUAUCGGUACGAGGCCAGCGCAAGCUCCUGGACUCGGAAAGCGAUCCACAACACCGCUCACGCCUUCUUCGCUCAGCUACGGCUUCAACGCCAGCGACAAUAGGCCAGCGAACACGGGAAAUGAUCAACGCUCGACCUCAGCAGCCUCUAACCCCUCCCUCAACAAGGAGGGCGCAAGCGGCCUCGGAAAUUGGGGCAGCAGCAGUGGGACGUGGGGUCCCGGUAGCAAAAACCUUUCUGUUCAGCCGUCCGUAUGGGGCUGAAUCUCUCAUACGAAGAAAUGAGCUCACAACAGCUGAAAACAACAGAAGUUGACGAUGGGUUAGCGGCGGAGUUUCUCUUGUUGCUGCAUUCAUGGCAUGUGGAAUUUGGUGUCCUGGGUCUGAAGGUGCAAAAUUUGUGGUGCUCUAUGGUUGUCAGCAUUUUUUCGGGGCCAUUCGGGACAUGAGCAAGCGCUCGGGGAGUGAAUCGUUGCAUGCUUUGAUUUGGUGCGGUUUGGUGUUGUGGCUGGGCAUCGUUGGCAUGGCUUAGCAGAAGAUAUCCCAUUGGUACAUAUUGGAUGCGCACUAUGCGUAGUGGACGGAGGACGGCUUGGGGAGGUGUUUACGGCAUUCGGGUUGCUUGAAAACAUAUUCUCACAUCUGGGGCGGGUCUGCGAGUAAUAUCUUUGCAGCGAUAGCUGAGAUACAGCCAAAGUCAGGUUCUUGGGGCGCGACA